Messenger RNA from Solea senegalensis (Senegalese sole), 1860 nucleotides. RefSeq names its product hydroxycarboxylic acid receptor 2-like. The record is from RefSeq and is a predicted model, not a curated record. The transcript has a single exon. Bases 33 to 1007 code for a protein of 324 amino acids. Gene Ontology annotation, cellular component: membrane. Gene Ontology annotation, molecular function: G protein-coupled receptor activity. Gene Ontology annotation, biological process: G protein-coupled receptor signaling pathway. Lineage: Eukaryota; Metazoa; Chordata; Actinopteri; Pleuronectiformes; Soleidae.
CGCAAUCAGUCAGAGAGAGCAGAUCAUUCAAGAUGCGAUGCCAUUUUGAAGGCAAUCUGCUGACCAGAGCGCUCCCUCCACUGCUGGUGACCGAGAUCAUCUUGGGAAUCCUCGGCAAUGGUCUGGCUCUCUGGAUCUUCUGCCUCCACCUGAAGCCAUGGAAGAGCAGCACGGUGUUACUCUUCAACCUGGCAGUGGCUGAUUUUCUGCUCAUCAUGGCUUUGCCUUUGCGUGUCAGCUACUACAUGUCUGGGCUCAACUGGGCGUUUGGACCCACUCUUUGCAACACCUGCCUCUUCAUGUUGGCUAUGAACCGCAGUGGGAGCAUAUUGUUCUUGAUGGCCAUCGCUGUGGACAGGUACAUGCGUGUGGUGCAUCCCCAUCAUCCCAUCAACUCUCUGAGCAUCUCCAAAGCCAUGUUUGGAGUACUGGCAAUAUGGCUCUUCACCAUUUCAAUGAACGCUCACAUUUUCACUCUACAACAUGACAACACGACCCACUGCGAAAGCUUUGUGAUCUACACCGACACUGGCCAUAAUCUGAACUGGCACAAGUUCGUGUUUCUUUUCUCCUUCUACUUGCCUUUGGCCGCGAUUCUCUACUGCACUUUCCACAUUAUCGUCCACCUGAGAGGGAGACAGCUGGCCCAGCACGCAAAGAUCAAGAAAGCUCUGAGCUUCAUCAUAAUCGUGGUGGUGGUCUUCGUCGUUUGCUUCCUCCCGAGCAACAUCGCACUGCUCCUCAUUUGGAUCAAGACUCAACAGGCGGUCAGCACCCAACCACUAUCUAAAGUGUGCGCUACCAUGGAUGAACUGACCUGUGCGUUUUUCAUCGCCAUCAGCCUCACCUAUCUGAACAGCGUGCUGGAUCCUGUGGUCUACUACUUCUCCAUCCCUGCCUUUCGGAACUUCUGCCGGAAAACGCUUCAUCUGCCUCCAGCAGAGCUGACUCAAAGUACAGAGAAGAAAACCAGAGAAGCAGGCUCGCAGUCGCUCAACCAGCUGUGAUCAGAGAGGCAAAAACAUUUAUCAAGUAUAUGUUGACUGCACUUUUUUCACAUCUAUACCGUACAUGCAAGCACAAAUCUAUGCAAUUCUGAGUUACAGAACACAAAGCUUUAUUUGUUACUGUAUAAAAUAUAAGCAUAUUUACAUAUAAAAAUAUAUGUAAUAUUGGAACAUUAGCAAGAACAGAGAAGUAUCAUUAGAUCAACCAAGUGAAAAUAUGGUUAUUUUGAGUUGUUUGUUUCUUCACCACAAUUAUAAACGUUUCCGUCAAAUUAUUUUAAAACUGUGAAAUCAUUGAUGCACGGUUUUCAUUUUCCCGAGUUUUAUUCACAGGUCUUUUACACACUUAGAGUAUGAGAGUGUAGCAUCAUAAACCAAAUGAAACAGGCACAUGUCCCUGCAGCCAACUGCAAAGCAAUCCAACACAGGCAGAUUAAAUUAUAAUUAAAAGUUUUUAUUCUGAUUAGAAUGGCCUUAAAACAAAUAACAUUAAUGGCAUCAUAUACAAUUUCUUAAAAUCAUUUUAGGGGGAAUUCACUUGUUUCAUCAUAAUAAGAUGAACUGUAAAGUAAAAAAAGAGCCACAUGUAUGAUACUUGUCAUGUUUUUUUUUUACUUUUACUUUUAAUAACAAAGUAAAUUGCCCCUUAAAUAAGGUGAUUUGAAUUGAACUUCCUUAUGUGUUUAGAUGGUUGCAGCAUAAAUGAAGCCUCAAACUGUUAAUCUCUUUAUCUACAUACUGGUGACAAGUGUCAAGUGAGCUGAGUUUACUUCACUGACCUUCUUUAUCUUUACAGUUGAAUCAAAUAAAAGGCUUUUUUUGAGACAUGGAACCAGGAGACACUGAGCACAUG